This is a messenger RNA of Carassius gibelio (silver crucian carp), 849 nucleotides long. RefSeq names its product THUMP domain-containing protein 1-like. The transcript is spliced from 3 exons. Gene Ontology annotation, biological process: tRNA modification. NCBI's taxonomy places the organism in Eukaryota, Metazoa, Chordata, Actinopteri, Cypriniformes, Cyprinidae. Gene Ontology annotation, molecular function: RNA binding. The coding region runs from base 1 to 648 and encodes 215 amino acids. The record is from RefSeq and is a predicted model, not a curated record.
AUGACAGAUGGCUCUGAAGAAGGAAGUGUCACGUUGUGUUCCUUCGCACUCAAGGAGUCGGUGACAGAAUCAGAUCAUGAGCUCCAUCAGAACACCUCACAUUCAGGUCAUAACUCUGAACUCCUGCGCAUGCUGCCGGUCAGUGGCACGUGUAAAGUGUUUCCCGAGGACAUGGAGAAGUUCCUGAGUGUGUUUCUGGAGCGCUGGUUCAGAGCACCGCAGCGAGCCACAUAUCAGAUCUGCUUCAAAGCCAGAAACAGCAGCCACAAAAAGAGAGAGGAGGUCAUUAAAGCUGUGGCCGGUCUGGUGUUGAAGCUGAAUCCACUGAAUAAGGUGGAUCUGACCAACCCUGAGUUCUCCAUCAUCAUCGAGAUCAUCAAGACUGUCUGCUGCGUCAGCGUCCUCAAAGACUACACACUCUUCCGCAAGUAUAACCUACAGGAAGUGGCCAAGGAGCCGGCCAAUCAGAGCGCAGGCCCGGAGGAACCAGCCAAUCAGAACACAUGCCCGCAGAAACCAACCAAUCAGAGCACAGGCCCGCAGAAACCAACCAAUCAGAGCACAGGCCCGCAGGAACCAGCCAAUCAGAACACAGGCAAGCAGGAACCAACCAAUCAGAACACAGGCCCGGAGGAAUGUGUGACUUAAGUGAAUGUGUGUCACAUGACUGUUUUUAAAAUCAUUUCUACACAGUGUGUGUGUUUUGUUCAGGUUUUUGUUUUUUCUUCUGUAUGAUGGUUGUUUAUUUCCAUUUUCUGUUCAUUGUACUGGACUCUUGUGUCAUUUUGGACAAAUUUUCCUCUAAAAAGAAGACAGAGGUGUGGAAAUUAAAUAAAUCAACUAAAAUAA